Molecule: messenger RNA, 2028 nt
Organism: Xiphophorus hellerii (green swordtail)
Lineage: Eukaryota; Metazoa; Chordata; Actinopteri; Cyprinodontiformes; Poeciliidae
Exons: 11
Coding region: 473-1960 (495 amino acids)
Source: RefSeq, a predicted model, not a curated record
CAGACUGUGUGACAAAAGUUUGAGGCUUUUGUGUCUCCAUGUCCUUCUGGCGAUUUACAGAGCUCAGAGAGAAAAACAAUCUCACAGCGCUCUGCUGGCAUCUCGUCAAUCCUGGGAGUCAUGGUCACAGGUUCUCAGUCCGUGUAGAGCAGAAUAUGUCACUCUGCUGCUACAGAAUGAAGACAAAGGAGAGGAAGGAAAGGACUUUGAGACAACAGAGCAGAGAACAGAGCUACGGCUACUUGUGCUGACUCAGGAAAAGGAGAGGAAGCAUCUGCUCACGUUGCUGCACAGGAUCUCCCUAGAGGAUUUACAAGAGGCAGGCUGCGCAAUACCUCCAAAAGAUAAUGGUGGCUUUGAUGCUGACCAAAUCUCCUUGAGGGCUGGAUGUAUAAAAAGACUAAAACAAAUCCAUGCUCAGCUCCAGACACAGAAUGGAAGCGAGAACAACUCAAAGCAAACCAGCAUUCAGAUGGACAUGCAGGGAAAAUGGUCACAAUCUCUGCUGGAGGACUGCAACCUGCUCCUUCUGAUGCAUCUGAUGGAGCUUCAGGAGGACCAAGCUUUAGCAUUGCUGCAAGUGCUCCUACAUCGGGAUUCACAGGCAGCCCAAGCUCUGAGAGAAAAAUAUGAAGCUGAAUUACAAACCCAACGCUUCCCCAACCUGCUCCAUCUCCUGAUGGCAGAUGAUCCUCUAAUCCCUGGCUCUAUGUUGGCUAAAAACAUCAACAAUGAGCAGGUCACACCUGAAUCAUCCUGCACAGGAGAAGUUGAAAACAUGUAUGCAGAAUCAGUUCCCACUACAACUACUGACUUAACUAAUGAACCCAGCAGGGAAAGUGUAGACGUCCCAACUGCUGGAGGUUCUGCUAAACAGGAAGUCUGCUCAGGUUGUGGGGCGAUUAUGGAGGAGCUACCCUAUUUGGAGAUCCUGUAUGUGCCUGAUGCACAGGCCAAUGCUCCAACUCCAGAGGCUGGAGCAGGUAGGGAAGAAGAAAUAAACACCAACCUUGAGUGUUUUGAUAAACAGGGAUCCCUGAUCCCCCUUGCUUGGAGCAAACCUCCUGAGGAUGAUGCAGACCAUAAGGCAGGGGAGGGAGAUGGAGAAGCUGAAAAGUAUCAGGACACCCUGAGCAGUCUAGGAACCCACGGCCAGUCCACACAAUGUGAAGAGGUGGUUCAGAAGAGAGACAGCAAAGAGGUGGACACUCUGGCUCAGUAUGAUGCACAGUUUGCAGAUCAGCAGUUGAAGAAAGUAGAGAAUCCAAUCCCAGACCAACCAAGUGAAGGAGAAGCUGAAACUGAAAUUGAUCCACGCUCACUUGCAGAAAACCUGCUGGAGGUACAGCCGCGUGUUUCUAGGGAUUCCUUCGGCUGUAUUGCUGAUGGAGCAUCUGGUCACACAGUCAGCACCAGCAGAGAGAUGACCGAGUCUGAACUCUGGGACAUCAGAGGGUCAGAACUCUCUGAUAAUGAGGAAAUGAUUCAUUCUCAAGAAUCAACACAGAUAGCAUCCAGUCUCUCUGGAAGAACCCCAAUGUUGGAAACGGAUCAAUUGGAACGGAAAGAGCUGAUGAGAGAUCAAGUGUCAGCAGUGGAAAGAGAGAGAACUAUGCGCAGCUUGGUGGACAUGCAAAGAAAGUUUGAACAGAAACACCAAAGAGACAAAGAGAGACAGAUGUUUAGGGUUCAGGAGCGUCUCUCCAUCAUCCUCAACAGAAAAGCAGAAGAAGACUUGCUUGGUCUUAAACACACAGACAGGCUAAAGCAUCUCACGGAAGAUCUACCGCUGGAGGACAAGACUCAGCAGAAGACUGUUGUUAAAGAGCGACUGGAGCAACUCAGAAGAGAGCGCUCCUAUAUCAUGCAGUCAAAAAGAGACAGGAAUACGACGGGAUUUAAGGAACUUCUAGCUCCUGUUGCUCUGAACAACAAUGAGACGGAAGAUGAAGCAAUCUGAGAUACAGGUGGUUUAAGUUGUUUGGUCCUAUUGUCAUCACUGUUAAUGCAAAGUAUUAAAUAAAUAUU